GGCUCCUCCGCCGGCCGAGCCGCCCCCUCGCCGCGGUGCCCCCGCGCCAUGAGCCGCCUGCGGUGGCUGCUGUCACUGCUGCUGCCGCCCCUGCUGCUGGCGCCGCCGCUGGGCCCUCGCCCGGCCGCCGGGGCGGCCCCGCCGCCGCUGCGCUGCGCCCCCUGCCCCCCACAGCAGCUGGCGCUCUGCCCCCCCGUGCCGCCCGCCUGCCCGGAGCCCGCCCGGCCGCCCGGCUGCGGCUGCUGCCAGACCUGCGCCCUGGGGCCGGGCCAGCCCUGCGGGGUCUACACGGCGCGCUGCCGGCAGGGGCUGCGCUGCCACGGCCCCCCCGGGGACCCCCGGCCGCUCUCCGCCCUGCUGCGGGGACAGGGGACCUGCCUGCCCGCCGGCGAGGCGGCUGGGGCGCGCACGGCCGAGCCCGCAGACUCUAUGGAACCUGAUGAUAUGUCUUUGGAAAGCGCUGAAAUGACACAGGAUCAGCUGCUGAACUAUCAGCUGAUGUCUCUCAUAAGCCAGGACAAGCCCAUUCCCUGGAAUGCCAUCACUGCAUAUGAAAACAUGAAAGCAAAGAGACUAUCUGAACUCAAGAAAUGGAAAGAGCAGGGACCUUGUCAGAAGGAGCUCUACAGAGCCCUGUAUAAACUGGCAAAGGCUCAGCAGAGAAGUGGAGGGGAGAUUUACAAAUUCUACUUGCCCAACUGCAACAAGAAUGGAUUUUACCACAGCAAACAGUGUGAAACUUCACUGGAUGGAGAGACGGCUGGAUGCUGGUGUGUCUAUCCAAAAACUGGAAGAAGAAUUCCUGGUUCCUCAGAAAUGAAAGGAGACCCAGAAUGCCAACAGUACGUCAACUCACAAGAAUAAAACUAAACACAUUCAUUUACACUGAGUUUUUUGUGGGGCCUGAUCCAGUCAGGAGACUUUUCGGUCAGGAGCCAUUUCAGUAAUGUAGUUUUGUGCAUCUGAUUUUUGGCAUAGAAAUAACCCCAUAAAGUAGCUUUUUCACUGCACUGGGAUAACUCAGAUGCUUGAGUGACAGAUAAAAGCUAGCGCAAGAUCAAGUCCUACAAUCUUGUAUAUUUUGUUUGUAUAAUAUUAUGGAUACCCUCAUAUGUAAAGCUGUUGAAUUAUUUAUUUCACAGUACAUGUAUUUUCAUCUCUGUGUGUUGUUACUAAUUUAUAUCCUCAAACAUUUCAUAACUUUAUAUGUAAAUACUUAAUAUUAUUGCUCUUAAAUGUAUGCAUCUUAUGCUGGAGUAAUGUUGCUACUUAACACUUUAGGUGGCAUAACUCUGUUGGGAAAAAUGGCUUGUAAACUUGCAUUUUUAUACUAUGUAUUUAUAGAUGUAAAAUGAAUUUUAAAAAAUAGCUUUUGUUAGAGAACAUACUUAGAAACUUAUUUAAAACUUGGUUUGUUUGUAUAUCAUGUUGCUUUUGCAGCUCUGUUUCAAUGUCAAUCUGUUUGUUAAAAAAGAAAGUCUAACCCUUGAUUAUAUACUGAAGCUCCUGAUGCAACAGUAUUUGUUUCUAUUUUCCAAACGUAUGCACCAGAUAAACAGUAAAACACAACAGGAUGUUCUGUGCCACCUUUGACAGGUGGAAGUUGUUCAGGUGUUGCCAUUGUCAUGUUAUUUAAGAUAAGCUAUUAAAUAACGUCUUUUAAAUAUUUAAAUGA
Falco peregrinus (peregrine falcon) is the source of this 1675-nucleotide messenger RNA. RefSeq names its product insulin like growth factor binding protein 1 (gene IGFBP1). Lineage: Eukaryota; Metazoa; Chordata; Aves; Falconiformes; Falconidae. Bases 49 to 864 code for a protein of 271 amino acids. The transcript has 4 exons. Gene Ontology annotation, molecular function: insulin-like growth factor II binding; insulin-like growth factor I binding. The record is from RefSeq and is a predicted model, not a curated record. Gene Ontology annotation, biological process: regulation of insulin-like growth factor receptor signaling pathway. Gene Ontology annotation, cellular component: extracellular region.